Molecule: messenger RNA, 360 nt
Organism: Funneliformis mosseae
Lineage: Eukaryota; Fungi; Glomeromycota; Glomeromycetes; Glomerales; Glomeraceae
Source: the annotation of a GenBank genome assembly
AUGAUCGGUCCUGUACGUCAAGUUAACCUUAACUUUGAUCAAAGUGGUCGUUCGAAGGGUACCGCAUCCGUUGUUUUUGCAAGGAAAAACGACGCCGUACGGUCUGUUGAUAAACUCAGAAAUAUUACCCUUGACGGUCGUGAAAUGAAGAUUGAAAUUGUCGUUGCUCCUAAUGCUGGUCCAAUUACUCAGCGUAUUGGUGGAAUCAAUGAAUCUCGUCCAUCCACACGUGGUACUGGAGGAAGUCGUGGCACUUCCACAAGAGGUCGAGGUCGCGGAAGUCGCAGAGCUGAUAAUAGACCAAAAAAGACACAAGAAGAAUUGGAUGCUGAGAUGAGCGAAUAUAUGCAGAUUGAUGAG